Messenger RNA from Condylostylus longicornis, 1210 nucleotides. Its product is annotated as GATA zinc finger domain-containing protein 15-like. Bases 164 to 757 code for a protein of 197 amino acids. The record is from RefSeq and is a predicted model, not a curated record. The transcript has a single exon. Lineage: Eukaryota; Metazoa; Arthropoda; Insecta; Diptera; Dolichopodidae.
UCCACCACUCCAUCCAUUAAGGAGGAGUGGUGCCUCGACCCUACAACAACUUCAAGUACCAACCUCCACAGCCACCAUAAAUCAUAUAAAUGGUGCUGCAACACUUAAUGGUAUUAGUCGUGAUAGCUCACCGACAUUUGUACAAUUAAGUCAAGAUCAUUUAAUGAUGCAACAACAACCAAUAAAACCAAUUCAUAAUCAACAGAAGUCACAAACACAAAUUGAAACAAAUCAAAAUCAUUAUAGUCAACCAAUAAUGGCAUCUGUUAAUGGUAAUAAUAAUACAAUGAAUGGUAAUUUAAUUAAUAAAAUUAAUAAUAAUAUAACAACAACAUCAAUUACAACACAACAACAGCAACAAAAUGGUUGUUUACCAAAUGGUGGUACUGUUGAUCGUCAUCAACAAUUUCAUAGGGUCAAUAAUAAUUUUAAUAAUUCCUAUAAUCAAAAACAUCAUGCCCAUACUUUAGGCCAUAAAAAUGGUUAUAUAUUAAAUGAUCAUAUUGGUAAUGGUAACAAUAAUAUUGGUUUAAUAAAUGGUGUUAGCCAUCAUCAUUCCGAUGAUGAUAAUGGUAGUAUUAAUGCUAAUUAUAUACAUAAUAACAGUCAUUAUUCAUUACCAUUAGAUCAUGAUUUACCACCACCAACACCAACACCAACACCACCACCACCAGCAUUACCAAUGAGAAAUGGUGCAUUACCAAAUGGUAAUAGUACGACUGGCCGUAGAGCAAUUAAUCAAAGGCAUUACCAUUGAUUUGAAUUAGGUUAGGAAUUAAUUAAAGUAAAAUAAAAAAAAAAAUUGAAAAAAACAAAAAAAAAACUAUAAAAAAUAAUAUUAAAAAAAAUCAAUAUUUCCUUUAUCUCAGACAAAACAGCAAAGAAGAAAAUUUAAGGACUUACAGAAAAGGAAAAUGACGACGAUAAAAAAAAUCGAAAAAUUCAAAAGAACUACAUGAAAUCAUUUUUUAAAAAAAGAAUACAAAAAAAAAGGACAUACCAAUUUAGGAUGUUUUAUAUACGAAAUUUAUAACGGAUCAAAUGUAAAUGUACCCAGAACAAUUAAAACAGAAUUAAUAAUAAAAAACAAACUGCAAAAAUAAAUUUAUGUUUUUAUAUAAUUUAUUAUUUAAACAACACAAAUACUUAGAAAUUAAUAAAAAUUUACUGUUAGAAAUGGUGUUAUUUUCGAAAUUUCGAAAAUCCUUCU